Messenger RNA from Morus notabilis, 3391 nucleotides. RefSeq names its product topless-related protein 1. Gene Ontology annotation, biological process: regulation of DNA-templated transcription. The record is from RefSeq and is a predicted model, not a curated record. Gene Ontology annotation, molecular function: protein binding. Lineage: Eukaryota; Viridiplantae; Streptophyta; Magnoliopsida; Rosales; Moraceae. Bases 58 to 3192 code for a protein of 1044 amino acids. The transcript has 25 exons.
AACUCAGAGAGACAGAGAAAAGCUUUGAGUUUUGUAGACGACAAGGUGCCCUCUGCAAUGUCUGCGCUGAGCAAAGAGCUUGUCUUCUUAAUUUUGCAGUUCUGCAAUGAGGAAGGCUUCAAACAAACUGCUCACAUGCUUGAAAGUGAAAGUGGGUUUUACUUUGACAUGAGAUAUUUUGAAGAGAUGAUGCAUAGUGGGAAUUGGCAUGAGGCAGAGAGGUAUAUUUCUGGUUUCACAAAACUUGAUGACGAUAGGUACUCAACCAAGACAUACUUCGAAAUCAGGAAGCAAAAGUUCUUUGAGACGCUGGAUAGAAAGGAACAUGCCAAGGCCUUAGACAUCCUCAUGACGGAUCUAAGAGUUUUUGAGCGCGGAAAUGAAGAUCUCUUCAAAGAAAUGGCGCAACUUCUGACGUUCAAUGAUAUAAGAGACCACGAGUCUCUCUCCUUGUAUGGAGAUACCAAAUCUGCCAGGGAAACUAUUACGCGAGAAGUCAAGAAAUUGAUCGAGGCAAAUCCCCUUUUUCAUGGCAAACUCAAGUUUCCUACCAUCAAAAGCCAGAGAUUACGCCGUCUCAUUAACCAAAGCUUGAAUUGGCAGCAUAUUCUAUGUGAAGACCCCAGUCCAAAUCCGGAUAUCGAAACCCUUUUUCUUGAUCAUGUCUGUCCAAAAAACAAGGUUUCAUUUGUUGAAUCAAUUGAAAGCAACCUAAAUCCUUCUCGAGCUGCAUCAUCAUCAGUUGUGACUCACUCCACCAGUAGGAGUCGUAGUGCAUCUACCAUAACACAAUGUGGAUUCCCUGUUGAAGCAACCUGUCAUGACAGUCCAACCGAGCUAGAUUCUGAUAUCUCAUCCAAAGAUUUUGGGGGCGUGGAUGAGGUAGUUUCUCCUAUUAGGGAUCCUGGUCAAAUUCACAAUCUGGUGCCAACCAUGCACAUCGAUGUGCCCACAAUGGUAGCUCUAACGUUAACUGAGGGCUCAUGUCCAACAAGCAUGGAUUUUCAUCCUGUUAAGCAGACGUUUCUUCUAGUUGGAACUUCUGUUGGGGAUGUAGGGUUGUGGGAUGUUGCUCAUGGCAAAAAGUUGCUUUCAAGAAAUUUUAGAGUUUGGGAUAUUGCAGCUUGCUCUAAUGCAUUUAAGGCAUCUCUGGUCAAAGAUCCAUGUGUCUCUGUUAAUCAAAUCAUGUGGAGUCCUGAUGGCUCUUUAUUUGGGGUUGCAUAUUCAAAACACAUUGUACAGCUAUAUUCUUACUCUGGUGGAGAUGACAUUCGACAGCAAUUGGAGAUUGAUGCCCAUCUGGGCAGUGUAAAUGAUUUGGCGUUUUCUUCUCCUUAUGAACAACUUUUUGUCAUAACAUGUGGUGAUGACAAGACAAUAAAGGUGUGGGACAUGGUUACCGGCAACAAGCAGUUCACAUUUGACGGUCAUGACACUCCUGUCUAUUCUAUAUGUUGUCAUACCAAGGAAAAUAUUGAUCUUCUGUUCUCAAUAUCAGUAGACGGAAAGAUUAAAGCAUGGUUGUAUGAUAAUAUAGGAGCCAGAAUUGACUAUGAUGCUCCUGGUCUUGGGCGCACAAGAAUGGCUUAUAGCGCCGACGGUCAAAGGCUUUUUUCAUGUGGGACCAAUAAAGAUGGGGAGUCAUUCCUAGUUGAAUGGAAUGACAGUGAAGGUUGGAUAAGGAGAAUGUACCAAGGGCUCGAUUCAUGCCACUCGUCUGUUGUGCAAUUUGUCACAAUCAAGAACCAGCUUUUGGCUGCUGGUGAUGACCAUGUGAUUAAAUUUUGGGAUAUGGACAAGAAGGAACUUUUGAUGACUAUGGACACAGGUGGAGAGUUACAGGUCGCUCCUCGUAUUAACCUCAACAAGGAGUGCACACUAUUGGCUGUUGUUGCAAACGAAAACAGAAUUAAGAUAUUGGCAACUGAUGAUGGACUCCAUUUGUUGCAAACAGCCGAGGAACAAUCUGUUGAUGCCUCUAGAGAGAUUUCUGAAACUCUGAGAAAGAUUGGGAAACCAAAAGACAUGGAGGAUGUGAAAUCCUUAAUUGGUGAAGCCAGUGCUAAAGAAGAGAUCAGAAAUCUCUCUGAGUUUGAAAAAUCUUCUCAAUGCCAAUCCUUAAAACUUUCUGCUCACGUAAAAGCAAAUGAGAUAUCAAGGCUGACCUACACUAAUUCAGGUAAUGCCAUUUUGGCAUUAGCAUCAAAUGCCAUUCAUCUACUUUGGAAAUGGCCACAAAAUGAAUUCAAUCCGAAUAGCAAGGCAACAACCAAGGUUCACCCUCAGUUAUGGCAACCAAAGAGUGGCUUACAGCUGAUGUGCAAUGACCUUACUGGAAGCAAACCUGAACAGGCUGUGCCCUGCUUUGCAUUGUCCAAGAAUGACUCGUAUCUCUUGUCAGCAUCAGGAGGGAUAAUUUCUUUGUUCAACAUGAUUACAUUUAAGACAAUGAUCACCAUGAUACCUCCGCCACCUGCUGCGACAUGUCUUGCUUUCCACCCUCAAGAUAACAACAUUGUUGCCAUUGGCAUGGACAAUUCGACCAUACUAAUCUAUAAUGUCCGCACAAACAAGGUCAAAGCCAAGCUUGAGGGCCAUGCGGAAAGAGUCACCGGCCUUGCCUUCUCAAACACUCUAAAUAUGCUUAUUUCUUCUGGUGCUGAUGAACAGAUCUUUGCAUGGAAUGCUGAUGGGUGGAAAAUGGAGAAAAGCAGAUUCUUGCAAGUUCCACUCGGAAAAGAGUUGGAAGCAGAGUCAGACACUCAAAUCCAGAUUCACCAAGAUCAGUUGCAUUUCCUAGCCAUCCACAAGACCCACCUUGCAAUAUAUGAAGUUCAAGACCUUGAAUGUGUAGAGCAGUGGAAUAUUUCAAAAGCUUCUUCACCAAUUUCACACGCGGCAUUCUCCUGCGAUGGCCAGAUGGUAUAUGCCGGCUUUCUGGAUGGAAGCAUCACCAUAUUUGAUGCUUUAGUUCUCAAACAACAAUGUCGAAUUCAUCCCUCUGCUUAUCUUCCUGCCAAUAUAAGUUCAACUGUAUGCCCGGUUGUCAUCGCAGCACAUCCACAAAAACCAACACAAUUUGCUGUAGGACUAGCGAAUGGAGAAAUCUACGUCCUUGAGCCUCCGGACCCUGAAGGUAAGUGGGGAUUUGGCCCGUUGGUUGAGAACCAGCCAGAGAACCAUCAACUCUGAAACAAAUAAGUUUUAUGGACCUUGGUGUAACUAGGAAUUUAUAGUGCCAAGUGGCUCAUGCUGUGGGAGCAUAUGCCUUGGAAAAACAAGAAAUUGUUGAAUAACAUUGCGCCGAUGAGUUGAAAGGCGCUCAUACCUACAUUUUGUGGAGAAGAGAAAAAUGAUUUGACAUUGUUAUGAAUAAACGUUGCAAUGUUCC